Molecule: messenger RNA, 474 nt
Organism: Cetraspora pellucida
Lineage: Eukaryota; Fungi; Glomeromycota; Glomeromycetes; Diversisporales; Gigasporaceae
Source: the annotation of a GenBank genome assembly
UAUAUAAAACUUGGCAGUAAGCUUGAAUCGGGUAAUGAUAUAGAAGAUGCUAUAAAAGAUAUUUCUGAUAAAGAAAAAUUAGGAAUGAUAGCUGGGAUUUUGAACUUACAUGAAUGGACAUGGCCAUCUGACGAAAAUAAUAUGAAAUAUAUACAUUCUAGAGCAAUGCCAAAAAUUGGUAGUUGGAAAGAAUGGACACCUGAUAGAAUGGAAAAAAUCAUUAAAAAACGAAAAAUUGAAAAACCUAAUCCCACAAUUACGAAGCAUACAGAUCCUAGCAAAUCUUGGACAAUUCCGAUUGUUCAAAGACAAGCCCAACAAAUGCAUGAAAAGUUAAUAAUAUGUGUACAGAAUGGUGAACUUGAACAAGUCGACAUGCCAAAAAUUACAAGUAUUCAAAAUUGGAUUUCAGGAUUUUUACGUAGAUGGAAAGAAGCCAUGGUGCUUCGUUCAUUAGAAGAGAAGGACACUUAG